Larimichthys crocea (large yellow croaker) is the source of this 6798-nucleotide messenger RNA. RefSeq names its product Rho guanine nucleotide exchange factor (GEF) 1 (gene arhgef1). The record is from RefSeq and is a predicted model, not a curated record. The coding region runs from base 16 to 3420 and encodes 1134 amino acids. Lineage: Eukaryota; Metazoa; Chordata; Actinopteri; Sciaenidae. Gene Ontology annotation, molecular function: G protein-coupled receptor binding; guanyl-nucleotide exchange factor activity. Gene Ontology annotation, cellular component: cytoplasm. The transcript has 32 exons. Gene Ontology annotation, biological process: intracellular signal transduction; G protein-coupled receptor signaling pathway.
GUUUAAAGUUGUUACAUGUUUACUUUUUAUUCGCGGGUUUAUCGACUCUUUUCUCUCUCUCGCUCUUUCUUUUUUUUUUUUUUUUUCUCUCUGGAUGUGUACUUCCGCGUACAAUGUUUUUUUCCCCCGCUGACACACGACAACUUUCGGGCAGGAAACCUUCAGCAGGCGCUUCGGCUGUCGUCUUCUCUCUAUCUACGGCAGGGCGUGUUUGGGGCUCAGUGCUCUAACCCAGCCAUGAGCAUCAUCGGGGCCGAGGAUGAGGAUUUCGAGAACGAUCUGACUGAUGUGGUGGAUGACCAGUGCACACACUUCAACAGUAUAGACCAGUUGAAGGAUCGACCGACCCACCUGCUGGUCUUCAUGCAACAUGUCAUUUUACAGUUUGACCCUGCUCCCCUGCUGUGUUACCUUCAUGCUGACCUCUUCAGGACCUUCAGUGCCAAAGAGUCCAAGAAGCAAUUUGUGGAGUUCCACAACACCUUCUUGGAUAAGGGUGCAAUCCUCAGAGUGGCAAUUCCAUCUACUAUAACCUAUGAAUUGGACCGGACUCGUCCUGAGCUGCUCCCCGAUGAAAUCCAGAAGCGCUUUGUCCAGGAUAUUCAGAAACUGCAGGUGCCUGAAGUGGCCAAACAGUUAGAUGAUUUCAGGCAGAAGAGGAUGAUGGGUAUGACCCCCAACGAGGCUGAGCUCAUUGACGUGGAGAGCCACUAUCCCACCGACCGCAUCCCGAUGGAGAUGAAGGAGAAGUCUGUAGCUGAGAACUUGCUGGAGAAGAUGUCUGAGUCACAACUUACGAUCGUCUCGGACGAGGAAAAAUGCCAAUCCAUCUUUUCAGCGGUGGUCUUCUACAUGAAGCACCUCGGGGUAAAAACCAGGGCAGUUGACAAUAAGAAGUCCAAAGGAGGCUUCUUCAGGAGACAGCUGGUGAAGAAUAAGAAAGAUGAAUCCACAAAGGGCAAGCCCAGAGGGGUGUUUCCUGGCAUCCCCAGCUGGAUUGCAGGCAACACUGAGGUCAAACCUAAAACGGAGGCUGAAGCGGAAAAGGACAAAGUGAAUACAGAGCGCAAGGGUAUAACUCCCGGCAGAGGCUCCUUGACCGACCCUGCAGCAGCCCCGUCCCUUCCCAGCAAGAAGUCUGUUUCCAGUGGAAGUCCUGCCUCUCUGCCUGGGUUAGAGAUCAGUGAUGGCUCCGGCAACAACAUCAGCAUCGUUAACAGCCCUGAGUCUUCACACAUCGAUGGCCUCUUAAGCAAUCGCUUGGAGCCUCCGAGCCUGUCAGACAGCAGUGAGGUGUCCCCCAUCGGGCUGGGAGGAGGGCUGAUCGUUGCGGAGCCCCUCUCACCUAACGACACUCCCACUGAGGAAAAUCCGGAGAAGGACAGACGGAAGACAAGGAAAGUGGGGCGUAGCGAGAGUGCUCGUGUGGACCGGCACUCCUCUCGGCGCCGCGGCUCUUCCCGGGCCAAACAGUCUCGCUCCCGUAGUGAUGUGGACCUCCAGCCGCCUACCUUGACAGCAACAUCACCUACCCCGUUCACCCCCCAGCACCCCCAUUCUUUUGAAGGACCAGCUUUAGUCCCAGAAGGGCCCGGUCAUUCCCCGACCAGCCCCUCCCCACAGCUGGAGGAGAUGGAGCCACGCCUCCUGGAGUUCGAGCAUGACCCGCCCAACUGGAGGGAGCUGGCCCCCCCUGAAGCCCUGUCUAGUCUCAGCAAGAAGGAGACCAAGAGGCAGGAGGUCAUCAAUGAGUUGUUUGCGACAGAGCACGCCCACGUGCGGAUGCUAAGUGUCCUUCAGAUGAUCUUCUCCAAACCUUUGGAGAAAGAGGAGCUCCUGACCGCCACUGAGCUGGCCGCUAUCUUCCCCAACCUGGAUGAGAUCAUCGAUAUGCACUAUAACUUCUACGAGAACCUGAAGAAGCUGCGUUUGGAUGACAACUUCAUCGUCAAAUCCAUCAGCACCACAGUGCUCAACAGAUUUGGGGGUACAGAGGGGGAGUGGUUCCAGAAAUUGACGGCCCGGUUCUGCAGUCACCAGUCAUGGGCCUUGGACCAGAUCAAGAGCAGGCAGAAGAAAGAGCCACGCUUCAACUCCUUCAUACUGGAGGCAGAGAGUAAGCCCCAGUGCCGCAGACUGCAGCUCAAGGACAUCAUUCCCAUAGAGAUGCAGAGACUGACCAAAUACCCAUUACUGCUGGAGAAUAUUGCCAAGAACACAGACGACCCGGCAGAGAAGGAGAAUAUCCAGCAGAGCGCAGAGUGCUGCAGAAAGAUCCUCAACCAUGUCAAUGAGGAGGUCAAAUUGAUGGAGAACCUAUUGACUCUGAAGGACUACCAGCGGAGAUUGGACACAUCAGGGCUCAAACCUAGUAAUGAGCUUUAUACUGAAUAUAAGAACAUUGACCUCACUCAGAAGAAGAUGCUUUAUGAAGGCCCUCUGACCUGGAGAGUCACAAAGGAGAAGGCAAUUGAGGUGCAGUGUGUGCUGCUUGGAGACCUGCUGGUGCUCCUGCAGAGGCAGGACGACAAGAUGGUCCUCAAAUGCCAGAGCAAGAGUAACAUCGCCGUGCAGGAGGGCAAGCAGAUGUUGAGCCCCAUCAUCAAGCUGGACUCAGUCUUCCUACGUGAGGUGGCCACAGAUCGAAAGGCCUUCUAUGUGAUAUUUACCUGGGACAGCGGUGCUCAGAUCUAUGAACUGGUGGCUCAGUCUGUUGGAGAGAGGAAGAUCUGGACUGAUGUGAUAAAAACAGCAGUGGAUGAUCUGAAGAAGAGUGGAGCACCCAUGCGGUUGACGCUGCCUCCUGGAAGUGGAGGAGCUCCCUUCAGUCCCACUACGCUGACUGCCCCUUUGAGCCCGACUGAGAAUGGAGGCUUGAAAAGCAGCGGUGAUCGAGAUAAGGACAGCUUGACGGAUGACAAGUCUUCAGACCCCAGGCACAGGCUGAUUGAUUUCCUGUCAGACAAAGGCUUCGACUUGAUAGGCCACUCCAAUAGCGAUCAGGAGAAGGUGGCCAGCAGUGCUUUGGAUGAAGUCAUGUCGCUGAAAAGGCUGUUGGUGGGCAGCAUCAGUCUAUCAGAAGACUCUCAGCCCGAUGAAGAAAAUGGAGAGGAGCAAUCAGAGAAGCCAAGUCAAGAAAUGGAUAGCUGUCAGUCAACAGAAGAAAGCCAGACUGCAGACCGAGGAGCGGAGGAGGAGAGCGAUAACUCUUGUGAAAAAGAAGGUGCAGGGACUAAGGGAGAGGAGGAUAGGAGCAUCAGUGCCCCCCUGGUGCUGUCCCAGGAGAGGAAGGAGGAAGUGUGCAGGAGGCUCCACAGUCUGCAGGAACAGCUAAAGAGAUUACAGACUAUAGAAGAGGAGCACCACAGGCUGCAGGAGGCCCUUUCCAAGUUCUCACUGGAGGGGUUGAACUUCCAGUAAAGACACCAUCAUGCCACCUGCUGGCCACUAGAUUUUUACUGGUGCUGGUUUGGAGUGCUUCCAGAGGCUUUCCUGGAAAUUCCUAAACCCUCAUGCCCUGGACUCUUGCUGCAUUAGGUGGCUUUACGCACAAUGCAGCGGUUCAGUGAUGGAACAUGGGAGGUGUGUGCAUGUGUAUGUGUGUCUGUUUGCGUGCAUGCUUGGUAGAGAGGUAUACAAAGAAAAGAAGAGAAAAAAAAAGCAGGACAUCCUACUUUUGAGUGGGAGAUGUUUUUGCAGAGAGGUGCCAAAAAAAACAAAAAAAACAGAAGCAAUAUUUUACUGUGAGAGAAAUGCUGCCUAACAAAGUAGUGAUUGCGAUCUGCUGUAACACACAUACGCACACCGGAGACAUGCACGCUAGAAAAUAAUUUACAUUAUUGCCAAUAGCAGAUGUACAGUAAAGAAGACAUGCAGUGUUUGCCUGCCGAGUUAGCUGUAUAACCAGGUGGAAGCCUUAAGGGGCCAAUGUAGCGUAUGAAGAUUUAUGGAAAUACUACUGCUGAUAUAUAGUGUUAUUUCUAGUUUAUGCCAAAGUACCACAGAGAUGCACUUUUUCUAAUCAAAAUAAGUUGAACCCAUGCUGUUUUUGCAAAAUUUAUUACGUGUACUCUAUUCAGAAGUUUUUUUCACAGCAGGAGCUUCAUGUAGGCAGCCUCGUUUAAGAAGACCGCAUGCUAGAAAGUGUGUGUAUGUGUGUUACAAGUUUUUUUUUUUUUUUUUUUAAUUAAAGACGUGCUUGUUUGGAGGGUUCUUACUGUUAUUAGGUCACAUAGAAGCAUUUAUGAAUAGUGGCACUAUAAGUAAUCAUGCUGUUAAUAAUGGAGACUUGUUUGUAUUUACUGCUUUUAUUUAUUCCUCUGAAUUCUGUCGGGUUAGUGAGUUGUAUCACCUGCGUGAAACUGUUACAGCACUGGGGCCCCAAGAAGAAGAAGAAGAAGAUGGAGCGAGGUGUUAGAGGAAAGCAAGAAACAAAAUAUAAGAAUGCAAACUGAGAAUGUGUAGCAAAGAUCAAUGUGUAGAGGGUGAAGGAGAGAGAUGUAGGGACGGGGGAGUGAGUUAAGAGAUUGUGAGUUGUUAGUCUUGUUUGUUUGAAGCCAGCUUGAACCAGACAGUCAUGAGAGGAUGUGUUGAGAACAUGAGAUUAGGAUAUGUGCUCAGUGUACUGAAGAAAAAUGUAGACAUAGUCUCUCAUACACACACACACACACACACACACACACACACACACACACGUAUACACACACACGUAUACACCCACAAACACUGGGAGCCCAGUGCUUUAAUAGUGUUCCCAAAGGUCAUUUUUGCCACCAGGCAGGGUUAUAAAUUGUAUUAUACAACGUUAGAUUCAUGUUAUUAGUAAGAGAUUCUAUUCUUCUCCUAGUAGCAAUAUUUGUAUCAAAAUUGAGCUCGUCUUUGUAUUUUAUUCAGCAGCUGAUUGUAAUUAUAAUUAUGAUGAUAUAAUUUCUGAGUAGUGGCAUGACUGUGGCCGUGCACACAGGACCAAAGAUAUAACAAAGCACCGUUAGAUCCUCAUACAAGCUGUAAUUUUCUUAAUGACACGCUUCAUCUGUAUAGUAGCAUGUUACUUUAUACUGAUGCAGGAGUGAUGGCUCGGUAGUGCAGCCUGCAGUCAGCAGCUGCUUUUCCUCUCUCCAAACUCCUAACAUGUGGCAACUUAACUAAGUGAAGGGAUUUCAAAAGCACAUAGAAGUGUGAAGCAUUGGUUGUCAGUAGAAAUACCUGGUUUUUGACUUAUUAGCUGCAAAAGUAAUUCCUGAAAUGAAGAAUGUUAGACUUCUCUCGCCUUACGAACAAACCCGGACAGAUUGUGUCAGUCUGUGGUCUUUUGUCUUCAGAGUGUGUUUGGGUCAAUAAGUGCAAGUAAAAGCCGGUGUGACUGCCACAGCCUGUACUGUUCUGACCUGGAUAGACUAUAAUACCUCUGGUGCUAAAUUAAACACAUGGGACCCGGUCCAGCAGCAACAGAAGAAGGACAAGGAAACAAGACAGUGAAGCCAGAUUGCGAAUAUAAAGGAAACGCUGAAGGUUUGGAGGAAGGAAGACUGCAGUCUCAUUCCAGCGUCGCUCUCACCAGUACUGUAAUCAUAAUCACUUCCUGAUAUGCAUUCUCAUCCUUGUUGCCACAACAACAAAUCCAACCCUUUUGACCCUGCUGGACCUCAGUAUGAAAUUAUGCAAAUGAUGGUUUCAUUAGUCAUUCGAGUGUUUGAACGUAACUGCCAUCUCUCCCCUUGUCUUCCCCCUAGAACUUGUACAUAGAUGUCAGCUUGAAGGAAAAAAUUGAGAAGGCAUAAAUUACCCCCCCACACACACUUCCUCUGUGUGUUUAUAAAGUCUAUUAGGGACACAAUAGAUACACAUCUUGAUAACACCUUCACUUGUGAUAGCAUGAUCACCUUUUCCUACAGCACAGUUUUACCAUAUGUUGUUGUGUAUUUCAUUUGAUUUACUUAAACGGGUCGGGGAGGUUUUUUGUUACCAUUUUUCUUUGUUUUUCAAACAAGCUUUUGUAAUUAUGUACUAUGCAUUUGGCUGUAACGGUGAGAGAGAGGCAGGACUUGUCUGUAACUUGUCUAUGCAUAAAUGAAUUUGUAACCAUGAUGCUUUUUUUUUUUUUGGGUGGGUGGGUGUGUACAUUCAAGCAUAAACCUGCUCUGUAUUAUGACUAUCCAGCCAUCCAAUGGGAUGCAUUUCAACAGAUAAUCUCAACUAGGAAUUUUUAACGGUCAAGUUGAAGUGAUCUACAGAUGAAAACCAGUUAACAUCAGCUUACAGUGAUGCUUUCAGUCGCUGGCUGAACGAUGACUACAGGCACUUCUCUCUCUCUCUCUCUCUCCUCUUUGUGCGUUCUAUAUACAAAUAUCUAGAUGUAUAGAAAAUGUAUUUAUAGAGUGGUGCCUUGUUCUGAUGAUCAACUUAUUUCAUAAAGGGCUCUCAUGUCUGCAAACACAAUCACUGUUGUUUUGUUUGGGCUGUCUUUAAUGGAGGACUGUGACAUUGACCUCUGACAGUGAGAGACAAUGACCAAAUCACUAGUAAGCAAUGAGAGAUCAUGCCAGGAUUCAGAUUUUGCAUCCACCUCCAUGACAGCAAUAAGAUUUGAGCCCUCUACCAACUCAACCAGCCAGUGCCCUGUAUAAAAAAGAAAAGACACCGCUCUGUUGCCAUGUCGUCUAUCUAUAAACAACAAAUAUGCAAGAACUAUACUGUGUAUUUGGCUUUUGAUUUUUAUUGUGUAAGAGUCUCUUUAAUGAUGUAUACUUCAGGAAAAUUGUGGUACGUUCUGUUUUUUUUUAAUUCUUCAUUUUUUUU